Molecule: messenger RNA, 558 nt
Organism: Pseudomassariella vexata
Lineage: Eukaryota; Fungi; Ascomycota; Sordariomycetes; Amphisphaeriales; Pseudomassariaceae
Exons: 2
Coding region: 1-558 (185 amino acids)
Source: RefSeq, a predicted model, not a curated record
AUGGUCUUGAAUCGUCCACUACUGGUACCGAAACCUCCUUUACAUCAGCCAGCGGUACCGCCAGGGCAACUCUUUUGCGCCCAUAGAAAGCUCCCGCGAGAUCGCCGUCUCGACAUCUCGACCGCUGAUGUAGUCGGCACGGUUCAUCUAAGUCCUUAUGAAGCCCCGCAUGGCAUGGAACUCGACGACCAGUGCUCGUAUCUGUACGUCAACGUUACUGAUGGUGCGGUCUGGGUCGACCCGGAGACCAGAACCGUGACCAAUUUCGCUCCGAGCUCCCAGACUGCUCCAGCGCAGGCGAGCAGCGAUGACUUUAUCGCCGAGUUCGAUUUGCGUUCUGGACGCAUGCGGCAGCGUGUCAAUGUCCCUGAGAGUGAGACGCCUACUGAUCGACGAUUCGUGGCUUUCUCGGCACCAGCGAUUAGAUUCGGAAGCCGGAUUUCAGGCGGCGGGCUGCCUGUUAUCAAUGUUGACGAUGAUCCUGUAAUCGCGGCUAUCAAGGCCAAGUUCAACGUCAGAACUAUCUACGUCACCUCACGUAACAUCAUGCUGGUCUAG